UAGUGCGGACUACGGAUGGAGUAUGUAUGUCCCAUAAUGUUGCUAAAGGUAUUUACCGGGCUGUGACGAAGUUUGUGUCUAUACCUGGCGCGAUAAUGCACAGGAGGAAAAUAGAACGCUUUCUGCACUUUUCAUGAUUGUUGCGGCAUUAGGCUACUGCAGCUAGCACUCACAAGAUGCAACACUGUAGAUAACUUUUGCACCAUGGAUUCCAGGACCCUUUCAACUACAAUUAGAGGUUUCACUUAUUUGGGGACUUCAUCAAGUUUUUUUUCAUUGCUAUUCAUUGUUUUCUCAAUUAAUGCAUUGCCAUUGAAAUAGUCUGAUGUCAAUUAAAAUGAAGGAUAAAUAAUUUAGCGGAGCUGAUUCUACAGGAGAAAUGUCCGAUUCACCUGAUUUCUCGGUUUUUUCCUCUCCCUGAGUUGAAUAAAUAUCGUGGCUCUUAUGGGAAUGAAACACUCCUCCCGCUGCAUGCUCCUACGGAGAAAAAUGGCGGAGGCCGAGAACCCAGAGCCCCCCAUCAGUACUGUCCCUUGCCAGUCUGUGCAGCCUGUCUCCCUGCCCAGGCCCAUACCCUCUGCCAACCAUGUGCCCCUCCUGCCCCACCCGGCCCACCCAGGGGGCCCUUCCUGCUGUCCCGGUCGGGGGAAGAUGGCUAAGUUCCUGAACCCCGAGGAGAUGACGUCCCGUGACUACUACUUUGACUCCUAUGCACACUUUGGCAUCCAUGAGGAGAUGCUGAAAGAUGAGGUGAGAACGCUGACCUACAGAAACGCCAUGUACCACAACAGGCACAUCUUUAAGGACAAGGUGGUCCUGGAUGUGGGCAGUGGCACGGGCAUCCUCUCCAUGUUUGCAGCGAAAGCAGGAGCCAAGCACGUGUACGGGAUUGAAUGCUCCAGUAUUUCUGAAUAUUCAGAGAAGAUCAUAAAGUCCAACCACCUGGAUGGUGUCAUCACCAUCUUUAAUGGGAAGGUGGAGGAGGUAGAGUUGCCAGUGGACCAGGUGGAUAUUAUCAUCUCGGAGUGGAUGGGCUACUGCCUUUUCUAUGAGUCCAUGCUCAACACCGUCAUCUUCGCCAGAGACAAAUGGCUGAAACCUGGAGGCCUGAUGUUUCCAGACCGAGCUGCUCUGUAUGUGGUCGCUAUUGAGGACCGACAAUACAAGGACUUUAAAAUCCAUUGGUGGGAGAAUGUGUACGGCUUUGACAUGACCUGCAUCCGCAAUGUGGCAAUGAAGGAGCCUCUGGUGGACAUAGUGGAUCCAAAGCAGGUGGUCACCAACUCCUGCCUGAUAAAGGAAGUGGAUAUCAAUACAGUGAAGCCAGAGGACCUUUCCUUCACCUCUGCGUUCUGCCUCCAGAUCCACCGUAAUGACUAUGUCCACGCUUUGGUCACCUACUUCAACAUCGAGUUCACCAAGUGUCACAAGAAAACGGGCUUCUCCACAGCCCCUGAUGCUCCUUACACACACUGGAAGCAGACAGUGUUUUACCUGGAGGAUUACCUCACCGUCCGCAGGGGGGAAGAGAUCAUCGGUAGCAUCGCUGUGAAACCCAACGAGAAGAACAACCGGGAUCUGGACUUCACCUUGGAGCUGGACUUCAAAGGGCAGCUAUGUGAGGCCGCCAUCUCCCACGACUACAAGAUGCGCUAGGGCCCCUCUGCGGGGGCGCUAUGGUGCCAGGGCAGCCCUGAGCCAAUCAGAGCAACAGAGAUACCUUCAUCACAGUGGUGCUGACCAAUCACAGACCAGGAUGGAGUGCAGGCAGUCCAAUCGUGAGCUGACACCAGACACUCAGAGAAUCACUCAGACAGAAAUAACAGGAUGUAACACUUUCAAGUUUAAAGGAUGUUCUUUUUCAGUGUGAGCAUUAUUAGUGGUAGUUAUUUGUUCUCAUUUGAGGAAUGUUAUCAAGGUUUGGUUGUGAUGUUGAAUUCAGGCCAUGGUGCGUGGUAUAGAUCUUGCCGAAUAAGGAGGAUCUUGCCGAAUAAUGAGGACAUGUAAUAAGCUUAUAUAUUAUAUAUUACCAUUAUUAAGCUAUUGGCCUGUUUUAGGAUCUUUAAGGGCUCAUGUCCUGUUGCAGUAUUAAAUAAACAGAACUGGAGAGUAUUUAUGUCAUAAUCAAAGGACGUAGUUGCAGUAUUGACUGAUAAGUUAAUUUUUCAUAUUAAUGUUUAUUUGCAUGUUAGUCCAUCAGAAAUCCUGAUUUGCCUCUAUUUAUUGUAUUACUUUAAGGUAUUAACAUGUAUUUUUCAGUAUAUAUUGAUGAGAGUACAUUUUGCGGGUGUUUAAAAAACAGCUAUUUUCAAAGGACAGUGCAAUGUUCUCAUAUUUUUAACAUUUUCUUUUGGUUCUGGGUUAUGGCUGGAUGAAUUAUGAAAAACUGUGAGUGAUGGCAUGUUUGCUGUGAGGUAUAAGAUGUUUUGUGCAAUAAUAUAUGAUAUGGAGGUUGGGGGGUGUUUGCUCCAUGCUUCUUGGUAAUU
Molecule: messenger RNA, 2486 nt
Organism: Conger conger (European conger)
Lineage: Eukaryota; Metazoa; Chordata; Actinopteri; Anguilliformes; Congridae
Product: protein arginine N-methyltransferase 8-B-like
Exons: 10
Coding region: 445-1656 (403 amino acids)
Biological process (GO): peptidyl-arginine methylation
Cellular component (GO): plasma membrane
Molecular function (GO): protein-arginine N-methyltransferase activity
Source: RefSeq, a predicted model, not a curated record